Molecule: messenger RNA, 1409 nt
Organism: Olea europaea var. sylvestris
Lineage: Eukaryota; Viridiplantae; Streptophyta; Magnoliopsida; Lamiales; Oleaceae
Product: probable BOI-related E3 ubiquitin-protein ligase 3
Exons: 2
Coding region: 357-1142 (261 amino acids)
Molecular function (GO): ubiquitin-protein transferase activity
Source: RefSeq, a predicted model, not a curated record
CCAAACGCCGCCCUUAAAGAAUAAUUGGUGCUUCAUCAAUAUGUAUCUUGCACGCUCAAUUCAGAGCAUUAACAAAGAAAGGCAAUCAACCCACAAACUACUUAAAGAAAGUUAGGUGAAAAAAAAGUGAAACAUCGCACCAGAAGCAAAGAUAAACAUUGCUGGCCGUCGUCUUCUUGGUAUUAGUGGCCACCUUCUGCUACUGUAUCAUUCAUUUAUUUUUCUUUCCCUCAAAAUUCAUUCACCCGAAAAGGUAGAAAAAUUUGCUUCUCUCUUUAUAUCUAAUUCAUUGGUUUUCCAGAUUUUAUUCAUAUGUAUCUCCAAUUCUUUUUCUAUCCCCCUUUGUCGUAAAAUAAAUGGCUGUUCAAGCUCAAUACCCAUCAAAUUUUCUUAUCAGUAGCGACGCACAACAAGGCGACGAGCAACCAUCUCAAUCUGAAGGGCAAUUUCUUGAUAAUACACCCAUGUUUUUCGAUGGGACUGAUAAUCCACAGAAGAGAAGUAAAGUAUUCGAUACUGGCCUUCACUUAUCCUUUGGAAUCCAAUCUGUUGAUUCGUUUCCAAUUAUGGAUCAAAACUUUAGUCAAUAUGUUAAACAACAGUGCAAUGAACUCCAGUAUCUCCUCCAAGCACAGGGGGAGCAAUUGAGGCGCAAGUUAGCUGAAAAAAGGAAGAGACACUACACUGCGCUUCUCCAGGCAGCGGAGGACUCGGCGGCGCAAAGGCUGAGCGAGAAAGAGGCAGAACUAGAGAAGGGGGCCGGGCUAAACUCCGACCUCGAAGCGCGGGCGGCGCAGCUAAAUGCUGAAGUGAAAACGUGGCAGGCUAGGGCGAGGGAGCAGGAGGUCACGGCGGCGAUGCUACAGGCGCAGCUGCAGCAGGCUAUGAAGGGGCACCAGGUACGGAUGGAUGCACGGAAGGAGCUGGGUAAUGUGGACGAUGCAGAGUCUGCGUACAUUGACCCGGACCGAGUUGUUGAGUUGACUGGGCCGAGUUGCAAAGGGUGCCGGCGGCGGUACGCCUCGGUGGUGGUGUUCCCGUGUCGGCAUUUCUGUCUGUGUAGAGAGUGUGACAGUAUAGCCCAAAUUUGCCCGAUUUGCUACUCGUACAGAAGUUCAAGCGUCGAGGCCUUCCUUUCCUAAAAGCCCGAAGCCCAUUAAGGACAUCUACAAAUAUUUAAAAUUAUAAAUUAAAAAAGAAAAAAAAAAAAGAAAGAAAGAAAAUGAGAAAACAUGAAGAACAAAUAAGUGUUUUUCAUCUAUUUUUUUAAAAUAUUUUCCUUUUUUGUACAUAGUCAUAAUUAAUUUUCUAAUAUUGUAUCUCCUUAGUAUUGGGUUGGACGUAGCAUGAAGCUAAUGCGCAUAUGAGUACAUGACCUCAUUUUGUGUCAAAUUUUCAACCCACUAAAA